AUGGCAAAGGUAUUCGAUGCGGCUGAAGUCGCAAAGCACAACACUCGGGAGAGUUGCUGGGUGGUGCUAUACGGAAAAGUCUAUGAUGUGACCGAUUUCCUGUCAAGUCACCCCGGUGGAGCCAAGAUCAUUCUAAAGUUGGCAGGCAAGGAUGCCACCGAGGAAUAUGAUCCAAUUCACCCCCCGGGCAUCUUAGAGGAAGAACUCAAGCCAGAGCAAUGCAUUGGAACCGUGGAUAUAGGCACCUUGCCCAAGGAUGAGGCCCCGGUUGAGACGCAGGAGCCGGCGCAAGGACCACCGCCCAUGGAGACCCUUCUCAAUCUGGAUGAAAUCGAGGAGGUUGCCACCAAGCAGGUCACUAAGAAGGCAUGGGCAUACUACUGGUCAGCUGCCGAUGACAAAUUCUCCAAAAAAUUCAACAACGAAGCCUAUCGAUCAAUUCUCCUCCGACCAAGAGUGUUUAGGGACUGUGAGCGAUGUGAUUUUUCGAGCACCGUGUUGGGUCAUAAACUGGGGAUGCCACUAUAUGUGUCCCCUGCUGCCAUGGCCCGUCUCGGUCAUCCGGCGGGCGAGGCAGGAAUCGCAGAGGCCUGCCGCAGCUUUGGUGCGAUGCAAAUCAUUUCCAACAAUGCAUCAAUGACCCCAGAACAGAUCGUCAAGGACGCGGCGCCGGACCAAGUAUUUGGAUGGCAGUUGUAUGUUCAAAUUGAUCGGAAGAAGAGCGCGGCCAUGUUGGCGCGAAUCAACAAACUUAAGGCAAUCAAGUUCAUUGUCUUGACUUUGGACACCCCAGUCCCGGGAAAGCGCGAAGACGACGAGCGAAGCAGCAUGGUGGGAGCACCGGCACCAGGUGCAGUGAAGGAGGCUGACAGGUCGAAGGGUACUCCUGAUGUUUCCGAAGCAUCAGGAGGCGUGGGGAAAACUCUUUUUGCUGGCACGGACCCGACCUUGACCUGGCGCGAGAGUUUGCCUUGGUUGGCUGAACACACUGACCUGCCUAUUGUUCUCAAGGGUUUGCAAACACACGAGGAUGCCUACCUUGCAUCAUUACACGCCCCGCAAGUCAAGGGAAUUAUUCUUUCUAACCAUGGUGGACGAGCUUUGGACACAGCACCGCCAGCAGUACACACUCUGCUAGAGAUUCGCAAAUACUGUCCAGAGGUCUUCGACAAAAUCGAAGUAUAUGUCGAUGGUGGAAUCCGUCGCGGUACUGAUAUCGUCAAGGCGCUUUGCCUGGGCGCCAAAGCGGUGGGCAUUGGGCGUGCUGCUCUCUGGGGACUAGGAGCCGGUGGUGUAGACGGUGUCCGUCGAGUAUUGCAGAUUCUGUCGGAUGAAAGUCAGACAUGCAUGCGCUUGCUUGGAGUGGAAACGGUGGACGCCCUCGGACCUCAAUACAUCAACACUCGCAUGACUGAACAGCAGAUCUUCGACGGGCCUUCAGGUCUAGAAUCGUUACGGCGUGAUUUCCGAGCGAGACUUUAG
Messenger RNA from Penicillium longicatenatum, 1482 nucleotides. RefSeq names its product FMN-dependent alpha-hydroxy acid dehydrogenase. NCBI's taxonomy places the organism in Eukaryota, Fungi, Ascomycota, Eurotiomycetes, Eurotiales, Aspergillaceae. Gene Ontology annotation, molecular function: oxidoreductase activity; heme binding. The coding region runs from base 1 to 1482 and encodes 493 amino acids. The record is from RefSeq and is a predicted model, not a curated record. The transcript has 5 exons.